AUGCUGUCGUAUCAGAAUAUGAAUCAAAGACAGCGUCAGUUGUAUGACAAAGCCAAGAAUGCGAGUGAACUGCUCGAUCUGAAUGAUUACCAGAUUGGCGAUGCUGGAGCUCAGGCGAUUGCAGAGGCACUCAGAGUGAACACGACGCUGACUGAGAUCCGCCUGCAACGGAAUCAUAUUGGCGAUGUUGGAGCGCAAGCGAUCGCUGAGGCACUCAAAGUGAACUCAACGCUGACUACGCUCUAUCUGAGUGGGAAUCAGAUUGGCGAUGCUGGAGCGCAGGACAUUGCCGAGGCACUCAAAGUGAACACGACCCUGGCUGUCUUCUUUCUGCGCCUCAAUCAGAUUGGCGAUGCUGGAGCGCAGGACAUCGCUGCGGCACUUGAAGUGAACAAUGGAAUAAAAAGUCUCAAUCUGCAGGAGAACCAGAUUGCCGAUGUUGGAGCGAACGCGAUUGCUGAAGCACUCAAAGUGAACAAGACGCUGACUUGGCUUGAUUUGUCCCAGAACUUCUUGACCAAUACUGGAAUUAAUGCACUCAGGCAAACUGGCAAUACCAUUUGUCAAUUCAAUUCCUUUUUUGGUCGUCUCGACUCGCAACGUACCCCAUCGCCUGCCGACUUGGCUAAGAUUGCAGCUCGUGCAGCAAGCGCUCAGCUUCAACCUUCUGUCGAUUUUGCAGCUGAAAAUCGGCAAUUGCGCUCCACGUUGGCUGCCAAAGAUCAGGAGCUUGCUGCCAAAGAUCAGGAGCUCGCUGCCAAACCUCAGGAGCUCGAUGGAAAGGAUCAGGGGCUCGCUGCCAAGGACCAGUAGCUGUCAGCUCUUGAUGGAAUUGACAUUCUUGAGUGCAACCAAGUCGCCGGUGAAUCCGCAUCGAACUUUGAUCAACCCAUCCAUGAUGAUUCUGCUGGAACUACGAACUGCAACCAAACCCGGCACUCGCCUGAAAACUGAGACGCGGAAGGCGGUUAAACCAGAAAUUCAUGGCGAUGCUGGACUCUGCCCUCAAACCAACCGAAACCGAUCAGCAGAGUGUCAGCGAGUUCGUCACUCUUGCACUCGAGUGUCUUGAAGCAGCUGCUGACGAUCGCCCGUCCUUUGGUAG
Molecule: messenger RNA, 1105 nt
Organism: Capsaspora owczarzaki ATCC 30864
Lineage: Eukaryota; Filasterea; Ministeriida; Capsasporidae
Exons: 8
Coding region: 1-813 (270 amino acids)
Molecular function (GO): protein binding
Source: RefSeq, a predicted model, not a curated record